UUGCACUAGUCCUGGAUGGCUAUAAAAUAUGAAUUAGGAGUAAUAGUUAAACAUUGUUUCGUUUGUCGAGACUCUGAAAACCUGAAGAUGAAGACUCUGAUGACCAUUGCUUUGAUCCUCACUUUUAGUGUGGUUGUACUUUGUGACAUGCCUUUACCACCCUUUUGUGAGUUAACAGAUGACCAGCUAGAGAAGUUUUUUGCGUGUGAAAAAGAGAAUGCCCCUGCCUGGUUUUUAAAAGAAUAUGAUGACUGCAAAGAUAAACAUAUGCCUGGCACUACCGACGUGGAAGCUUUGAAGAAAAUAUGCGAUGGAGAAGAAACAGCAAUGAAGAUUGCCAUAUGCCUCAAGCCUGCAAUUGAUUUAAUAGAAGAUGAGCUGAAGGAAAUUGAAAUAAAGUGUCUGCGUGAAGCGGAGGCUUAGAUGACAGUGCUGUGUUUACUCUAUCAAGAUAAAAGUUUCUUUUUGAAUAUUUUUUGUUCAAUAAACUCAUGAACUUUAAAUAAUAAAUUAAAAAUACACAAAUUA
This is a messenger RNA of Limulus polyphemus (Atlantic horseshoe crab), 528 nucleotides long. RefSeq lists its product as uncharacterized. The transcript is spliced from 6 exons. The record is from RefSeq and is a predicted model, not a curated record. The coding region runs from base 16 to 423 and encodes 135 amino acids. Lineage: Eukaryota; Metazoa; Arthropoda; Merostomata; Xiphosura; Limulidae.